Paraglomus brasilianum is the source of this 337-nucleotide messenger RNA. The record is from the annotation of a GenBank genome assembly. Lineage: Eukaryota; Fungi; Glomeromycota; Glomeromycetes; Paraglomerales; Paraglomeraceae.
CAGUCAAGAAAACAUUGAAGAACUAAAUAAAAAAUUUGAGAAACGAAAAUUAAAGCCUUCAGAAAUGCUGGCUCGCUUUCAGCAAUACCGCCAAAAUGGCUUACCAACAAAAAUCAAUUCCCUAAUUGAAAAUUUUGCUCUUGAAGAGACGGGAAAAAAUCGAGGCAGAAUGCAACAGCUCAUUUUGGAAAGUGAUUUUCCUAAAUUAAGAGAAGAAAUAAAUAAUGCUAUUAAAACUCGUGAAGAAUUAGAAAGGUUGGAAAAAUUAAAACCGAGGCAUGGCAAUACUAAUUACCAAGAUUUUGAUGACUACUAUGAAAGCGUAAAAAGAUUAUGA